This is a messenger RNA of Armigeres subalbatus, 1938 nucleotides long. It is a transcript of the gene BBS4, whose product is annotated as Bardet-Biedl syndrome 4 protein homolog. Bases 120 to 1613 code for a protein of 497 amino acids. Gene Ontology annotation, molecular function: protein binding. Gene Ontology annotation, biological process: cilium assembly; protein localization to cilium. Gene Ontology annotation, cellular component: ciliary basal body. The record is from RefSeq and is a predicted model, not a curated record. Lineage: Eukaryota; Metazoa; Arthropoda; Insecta; Diptera; Culicidae. The transcript is spliced from 10 exons.
UCCACAACAAAACAAUCCUUUUCACCUUUUUGUUUGGAUUUCGAAGACGACGACGACUCACAAUAGCAUACGCGCAAAAGAAACUGACCGCAAAGAGUGACAAACAAUAAAUUUGCCAAAUGUCCGACUUGUACGUGUACUGCAAUGGUCGAACGGGUGGCAGCAGUUCCAAACACCCCCAGUCAGCCGGCAUGGCAUCCAACGUGACGACAAAUCGAAACAUGAACUGGCUCAUCCACGAGCUGUACACCAGAAAGGAUUUCGCUCUAUGCAAGAAGCUCAUCGACAGGCAGCUGACAAUAAAUUAUGACAAGGAGUUCUUGUUUUACACAAAGGGACGGAUCCUGCGAGAUGAGGAUAAACCAACGGAUGCCAUAAAUUGCUUCCAGCAAGCGAUUUUGGCGAACAAAAAGAACUCGGAGAACUACAAGGAGCUGGCGAAGACACUCUUCUCAAUGGGUCGCUUCAAACAAGCACUGGAGGUAUUUCUCAAAGCGGAAACUUUACUUGAGCGACCGGAUCACGAGGUUUAUCACCACAUCGGCGAACUUUUCUACCGCAGCUUUGGCCAACCGAAGGCAGGGCUACCCGAAGCCAAGGAGUAUCUGAAACAAUCCAUCAUGUGCGGUAAGCACGUUGAUAGUUACAAAAUUCUGGCCGAAAUAUACAUCGAAGAGGGAGACAAUCUGAAGGCAAUCGAGAUGAUUGAAAAUUGUCUGCAAAUUUCUCAGGAUGACGUCGCACUGAUGGUUCAGAUUGGUAUACUGUACUUGAAGAUAAAUGAAUACCAAAGGGCAUUCGAGAAACUUUUGGACGCAAUUGCGAUAGACGAUAAAUGUACAACCGCUCUGCUGGCGCUGGGCUCCAUUCUUCAGUCUAAGAACGAUAUCGACGGUGCGCUGAACAAGUACAAGAGAAUUUCGAAUCUGCCGGAUGAGGGAUCUGAAGUUUGGAGCAACAUUGGGUUGUGUUUUUUCAAGAAGCAAAAGUACAUAGCGGCUAUAUCAUGCUUGAAGAAAGCCAUUUGGGUUGCACCAUUAAACUUUAACGCACUCUACAACUUGGGCCUGAUCCUGGUUACAGCUCAGCAAUAUGUCAGCGCUUUCCAGACAUUGGCAGCGGCCAUUAGCCUUAGGCCGGAUAAUGCGGACUGCUACAUGCUACUUGGAACUUGCCUUAGGCACCUCAACGACUCGGGCAACGCGUAUCUUGCACUGGAAAAGUCAACUAUGCUGCCGGACGCCAUCAAAAAUCCAUUAAUAUAUCUCAAUUUUGCCCUGUACUGCUACGAAAUUGGAAAACCGGAUCAGUCCGUUUCAUACUUGGCUAACUUCUUGGACACGACUCAACACAUUAGCGUCCACCGGGAGUACAUGAAGAUGGCAGAUCGGUUGAAUGCUGCCCUGUCAGCGUCGGUCGCCAGCAGCGAACCUUUGGCGUUACCGCCGACGACGUUGGCGUUAGAAGGUCAACAUCACCGUCGUGCGACUGUCGGACAUUUGACCGCGUCCACUUCAAACGAGGACAACACCGCCCCAAAGGACGCCAUCGCCAGUGGAAUACGUAAUGAAGGCGGUGAUGCCACUGCGGGAACUGAUGAUGAUACUGAGUAAGGAUGCGGAGGAAAGACUAUAUAAGAUGGAAAAUCCCUUGCAUAACAAGGGCGGGAGGAGACGGAAAAGGGGUCAUCUCGUACUCGUUGCACCUACCGUGCGAUGCGACGAUGGAAGUGAGCAGUGAAUAAAUGACAAUUGGAACUGCUUUAGAUUCUGUUUGUGCAUUUGUCCACGAAAAAGCACAAGGUUGUAAAUGAUAGCAAUGCAUUAUUGGGUCAUACUUCAUGAUAAUAAUAUUCUAGAAUUGAAAAAAGACAGUGCAUCUUUUUUGUAUGUAUGUAAGAAUGAAAUAAAACUCCUCACUUGGGAUUAUGACACCACA